Messenger RNA from Kwoniella shivajii, 231 nucleotides. RefSeq lists its product as uncharacterized. The coding region runs from base 1 to 231 and encodes 76 amino acids. The transcript has 2 exons. Lineage: Eukaryota; Fungi; Basidiomycota; Tremellomycetes; Tremellales; Cryptococcaceae. The record is from RefSeq and is a predicted model, not a curated record.
AUGACGUCCUCUGCCACUACCUCUUCGAUGGACUCGUUUAUAGCGCUUACUAGUCCUAGAGGUACAAUACUGACAAGUACUCCCAGUUACGGAAGUAUAACAAAUGCUACUGUUCGUAUAGCCAGUGUCAGUAACACCUCAUAUGACGGUGCCGCAGAGUCAUCUCUUUCUAGAGCACAUGAUUAUGCUUGGCGAGAACCUGAUAACGGCGUAGAAAAUGCCCACAACUGA